GGCAUAUAAGAAACCGGUGAAUGAGCGUCUGGCCCUUGCAGAAACUUGCUUGAGGUCUUUGCAUUGCCCUUUCCUCCUCAUCAGCCCUGCAGGCCAGCCGCGCCGGGGGAGGAUGAGGUCGUCCUGUGUCCUGCUUACCGCCCUGGUGGCGCUGGCCGCCUAUUACAUCUACAUUCCCCUGCCAAGCUCUGUGUCGGAUCCCUGGAAGCUGAUGCUGCUGGACGCCACUUUCCGGAGCGCACAGCAAGUGAGUAACCUGAUACACUACCUGGGCCUCAGCCAUCAUCUGCUCGCGCUGAACUUCAUCAUCGUUUCUUUUGGCAAGAAAAGCGCAUGGUCGUCUGCUCAGGUGAAAGUGACCGACACUGACUUUGACGGUGUGGAAGUCAGAGUGUUUGAAGGCUCUCCAAAGCCAGGAGAGCCACUGAAACGCAGCAUUGUUUACAUCCACGGAGGAGGCUGGGCCUUGGCAAGCGCAAAAAUCAGAUAUUAUGAUGAACUGUGUACAGCAAUGGCUGAGGAAUUAAAUGCAGUCAUUGUCUCCAUUGAAUACAGGCUAGUUCCAAAGGUUUAUUUUCCUGAACAAAUUCAUGAUGUUGUACGUGCCACAAAGUACUUCCUGCAGCCAGAAGUCUUACACAAGUAUUCAGCUGACCCAGGCAGAAUCGGCAUUUCUGGUGACAGCGCUGGUGGGAAUUUGGCGGCUGCCCUGGGCCAACAGCUUAAUCAAGAUGCCAACCUAAAAAACAAACUCAAAGUGCAAGCUUUAAUUUAUCCAGUUCUUCAAGCUUUAGAUUUCAACACACCCUCUUAUCAGCAAAAUGUGAACACCCCCAUCCUGCCCCGUUAUGUCAUGGUGAAGUACUGGGUGGAUUACUUCAACGGCAACUAUGAUUUUGUCCAGGCAAUGAUAGUUAACAAUCACACUUCACUUGAUGUGGAAGGGGCUGCUGCCCUCAGGGCCCAUCUGAACUGGACAUCCCUCUUACCCGCAUCCAUCACAAAGAACUACAGGCCUGUCGUGCAGACCACUGGGAACACCAGGAUCAUCCAGGAGAUCCCUCAGCUGCUGGAUGCCCGUUCGGCCCCGCUCAUCGCAGACCAGAAAGUCCUGCAACACCUUCCAAAGACCUAUAUUCUGACCUGUGAGCAUGAUGUCCUAAGAGACGAUGGAAUCAUGUAUGCAAAGCGUUUGGAGAGUGCAGGUGUGGAGGUGACUCUCGAUCACUUUGAGGAUGGCUUCCAUGGAUGCAUGAUUUUCACUAGCUGGCCCACCAACUUCUCAGUGGGAAUUCGGACCAGGAAUAGUUAUAUCAAGUGGCUGGAUCAAAACCUGUAAAGGAGUGAAAUUUCUAAAAAGGCUUGAGCCCUUCUAGACCCCCUGCACCUGCUUUGGAAACACAUUCACUUUUUAGUCAACUAGUUACUUGAAUUACGGAAUCUCUAGUCCCUGCAGACUUUUUCUGUUAAUUUAAAAAAUGCGUUUGAG
Messenger RNA from Hippopotamus amphibius kiboko, 1489 nucleotides. RefSeq names its product neutral cholesterol ester hydrolase 1 (gene NCEH1). The transcript has 5 exons. The record is from RefSeq and is a predicted model, not a curated record. Bases 113 to 1339 code for a protein of 408 amino acids. NCBI's taxonomy places the organism in Eukaryota, Metazoa, Chordata, Mammalia, Artiodactyla, Hippopotamidae. Gene Ontology annotation, molecular function: carboxylic ester hydrolase activity. Gene Ontology annotation, cellular component: membrane.